Molecule: messenger RNA, 759 nt
Organism: Fusarium venenatum
Lineage: Eukaryota; Fungi; Ascomycota; Sordariomycetes; Hypocreales; Nectriaceae
Source: RefSeq, a predicted model, not a curated record
AUGGCCACUUGUGACAUAUUGAAAGAUAAUGGUGCCUUCCAUUACGGUAUUGGCAACAGCCAAUUUGAGCUGCCGAUCGAGUUCCUCCUGUGUCCGUCUAGCCAGGGUCAUGAGCCUGUGACAACGGGUCUACCAAACGUAUCAUCAAGUCUGUCUUUCACAACAAGACCCGAUGAGCAUGACGCCACUAGAUACUGUGCGCCGAAUCUUGACUCCACCCAUCAAAGUCUUUUGACGGGCGGUGAUGGGAGCUUCGACCCAAUGGCUCAUGCCAAAGACAUAGACAUCCCCGACUUCAUAUCUACCGGAAUAUGGACCAAGGACGUCCCGACCCAGAUAUCGCAAGACGGCACAGCGGAGGGUCACAAUGUCAGAAAUAACCAGCAAGAAAUAAAAGACGGUAGUCAAAAAGACUUGGUAGAGGUCAAGUUGCGGUCAGCAUCCCACAAGCCAAAGCACUUCCGUUCAAAGCCGGCAGUCUCUCCAGGUGUCGAACAAGCGCGCAACUGCCACAACAAAGUGGAGAAGCAGUAUCGAGCCCGCUUGAAGAAACGUUUCGAAAGGCUGCUCGCGGCACUACAAGUGCCGACAUCAUCGCAAAAUGUGGAUGGGAUUGCAAUUGGCUCACUUGAUGACAGUUACUACUAUAGCAGAGGAGAGGUGUUGGAUCUCGCGACGGAGCGAAUUUUGAUACUGAAGGAGGAGAAUGAAAGGCUCACUCGCCGAGCCCAAGCGUCGUCGAUUUAUGUUUCGAAGUAG